Molecule: messenger RNA, 3134 nt
Organism: Scomber scombrus (Atlantic mackerel)
Lineage: Eukaryota; Metazoa; Chordata; Actinopteri; Scombriformes; Scombridae
Gene: angptl2a
Product: angiopoietin-like 2a
Exons: 5
Coding region: 143-1723 (526 amino acids)
Source: RefSeq, a predicted model, not a curated record
AAAAUAAAGAGACAUAGAGAGGACAUGUGGAAUGACUCUGACUGGUGAGACUUGGAAUCAAACUUGCCAGGAAGGCAAGUGAUAUAAGGACACAGAGACAAGUGGAGAAAUCAUCUUAGUUGGGGUGCAGCAGGACUGCGCUAUGAUUCUGCCUGUGGUGGUUUUGCUGGUGCUCCUGUUGCUCUCUGGACCAGAGUCAUCUCUCCAGGCAGACACCCAGGAGAUCGGGAGCAGUGAUGACAUGCUGGAGAGAGAAUACCUCUAUGCUCCACGUGAAAAACGUGCUGUGGUUGACCACAGUGCCACCCAAACAGACAAAUGCUCUUAUACCUUCAUUGUGCCUCAGCAGAAGAAUAACGGGGCCAUCUGUGUGAACUCGAAAGAACCUGAGGCCCUGCUGGAGAACCGGGUCAACAAGCAGGAGCUGGAGCUGCUCAACAGUGAGCUGCAGAAGCAGCGACGGCAGAUCGAGGCUCUGCAGCAGUUGGUAGAAGUAGAUGGGGGUGUGGUCAACGAGGUCAAGCUGCUGCGCAAAGAAAGCCGCAACAUGAACUCCCGUGUUACGCAGCUCUACAUGCAGCUGCUGCAUGAGAUUAUCCGCAAACGGGACAAUGCUCUGGAGGUGUCACAGCUGGAGACCCGUGUGCUCAACCACACAAAUGAGAUGGGGAGGCUAGCUUCACGCUACCGCGAUCUGGAACAUAAGUACCAGCAUCUGUCAUUACUCGCAAGCAACCAGAGCGCUCUGCUGGUGCAGCUGGAGGAGCACUGCAAGCGGGGAGGAUACUCAUACGGUGUGGUGCAGGGAAGCAGAGAGGUGGUGGAGAGGAUCCGUCCUGUCCGUCCACAGCCUCCAGUGAUCCCUCAGCCUCCCCUACAGAGACCUGCAGUGUCUCCUGGAGGCGGAGGCUACAGACCCUUUCAUCCACCCACCUACACCCGCCACACCAGCAACCCCAUGACUAAUGAGAUACAGAAUGACCAGAACGCCAAAGCAUUACCACCUCCACUGCCCACAAUGCCAAGUGCUACAUACAGCUUCACAAACGAGCCCUCUGGUCCAUUCAAAGACUGUCUGGACGCUCUGGAGGGAGGAUACUCUGCCAGUGGCAUGUACCUCCUCAAACCAGAAAACAGCAACCGCCUCAUGCAGGUUUGGUGCGACCAGAGACACGACCCUGGUGGCUGGACUGUCAUCCAGAGACGUCAAGAUGGCUCUGUCAACUUUUUUAGAAACUGGGAUACUUACAAGCAAGGGUUUGGAAACAUUGAUGGUGAAUACUGGUUAGGCCUAGAGAACAUCUACUGGCUGACUAAACAGGCCAACUACAAGCUGUUGGUGACCCUGGAAGACUGGACUGGACGCAAGACUUUCGCAGAGUAUGCCAGCUUCCGUGUCGAGCCUGAGGCUGACUUCUACAAGCUGAAGGUGGGCCGAUACCAUGGCAACGCUGGAGACUCUCUUACCUGGCACAAUGGCAAGCAGUUUACCACACUGGACAGAGACCAUGAUGUUUACACAGGUAACUGUGCCCACUACCAGAAGGGAGGAUGGUGGUAUAACGCCUGUGCUCAUUCAAACCUAAACGGCGUGUGGUACCGGGGUGGGCAUUACCGAAGUCGCUACCAAGAUGGAGUCUACUGGGCUGAGUUCAGGGGUGGAGCUUAUUCUCUGAAGAAAGUGACCAUGAUGAUACGACCCAAUGCGAACACCUUCCAUUAACACUUCAGUCAUUCAACAAUCAACAGAUUUUACUGGACAAGCAAUUCCUCCGAAGGGAUUCCACCUCUAUAUCACAAAAACAGGCAUUCUUGAUUUGAACGUCAGUCUUCGCUUUUUUCUGUUGGCUGCUUUACAUUCAUAAUGUUGCUUCUAACUGUGCUUUUUAAGAUGUUAUUCUUUCUACAGGUAUAUGUUUUACUUAUCUUGGUGGGCUUAUGAAGGAUUAUUGCACACAAAUCAACAAAAGCACACAGACAUACAUUAAGUGGCUUUAAGACAUUUCUAUGUAUGUUUUUGUUGAUUUUGUUGGUGUGCACAACUUCAAUAAAUACAAUAUUGUUAGCAGGAUUGUUUUGUCAUGUACAGAAUAAACCACAUCGCUUUCUUUCUAUAUCACUGUAAAAUAUUAACACAAGAAUGUAUAUCCAGAGAUCAGAACUGCCGAUUUGCAAUAAUCUCAUACCUUACAUUACCAUUGGUGCUUACUUGUAUAAUAUAGACUGAGAUCAGUCCUAAAGGAGAAAAUUCCAGUUAUUUAUUUUGAUACACUUUUCUAGAACAUUUUUAGUAAUCUUUUCCUCCAUCAUUUCCUAUUCUGCCUAGUUUUGGAUAAAAGGUCUACUGACUGUUAAGUACUGUAUGUGACCAAAGUACAAAGUUCGACAGGUCAACUUUUUUUGAAUUUAAACAUUGACUGUGGACUACACAGUUAUCAGUGAAUACACUAAACUAUUCUAUAAUGCUUGUUAGGUCUUUAUAGUGAGAUUAGAAGCUGUGAGACAAACUGUUGUUGCCAUUAAUGGUGCAGAAGCAGCCCUUCUGAGACGAUCUUCUCAUGUCCUGAUCAACCGUUGAUGGGACCACUGUUAAAAUGUCCCAAAUGUCUGUGCAUUUAUGUGUUUUUGAAAGAUGAUGCUAAUGCUUUCAUCCUGAAGAUUCUGGUACUCAAUAUUUUGUGCCACUACUCACUAACUUUACUGUAUUGAACCAUUUCAUGCUCAGAAGGAUAUUCAUAUUUACAUAGAUCAUUCUAGAUAGAUCGCUCUAUAGACAGACAGCUUGGCUCUGUCCAAAGUUUUAAAAAAUGAACCCCACAAAUCUGAUUACCACAGUGCUUCUUGUUUCGUUAAUUCUUACAUAACUAGAAAUGUAAAAUCAACAAUAUGAGGUUUAGGGAGAGGUUAGACUAGGCUAAACCAAUAAGUAGCUACACUACACUACGCAGUCCGGUGUGUGUACAACUCAGUUUUUCCCUCUACCCACCAAAGGUUUCUGAUCUGUUGAAAAGAUCACUGUCACUGUAUUAGUAUGCAGAUACAGUAUGUACCAGGUACUCUGUGUAUAUAUAUGCUGUUUCAUUAAGAGUAUUUUUAUAGUCUGUAUGUUAUCAAUCUUGCAAUAAACCAUGUAC